AUGACAACAAAAUCACUAGUAAAUGAUGUUGAAACUUCUCUUUUUCCACCAUCUUUAUUCAAUAUUCAAUAUCCAAAUUGUCGUACAGGCAUGUUUAGUCUUCGUAAACCAUUUCAAAAUGUAAAAACAGAAUUUGUUCCAAUUGAAAAAAGACCAUUAUCAAAUAGAAAUUUAACAACACCAAGUCUACAACCAACUAAUUACACUGCUAAUCAAGUACCAUUAAUACAUGAAAAACCUAUUGAACCUGUAUUUAUACCACCUCGAAAAUUAUCAAAACGAAAUGCUGAAGUUCAAUGUUCACUUUUAAAGCCAACUGUUCAUCAUGAUAUGGCUGUACAAACAAAAACUCAUGGACAACGAAAUGUAGUAAAUGAUUUCAAUGAUAAUAAUGGUAUAAGUCCUCGACAUCGUCGUCAAACAAAAUUACAACCAAUUGAACAACCACAAGAAAUUUAUGAAAUUCAGGAUAUUGAAUCAUCACCCUUACGAAUAAUACCAAUAAAUCAAACAAAAAAAUUUAAAGAACAAAAUAUAAGAUAUGUUAAAACUAGAAAACCAAUCAUAGAUUAUGAUGAUGAUGAUGAUGAUGACGACGAAUCCGAUGAUGAUAGUGAAGAACGAAUUAUAUAUGCAAGUCAACCACAACAAACAGUUAAAAAAACAUAUUUACCACCAAAUGUACGCAUGAUUUGUGUGAGAGACGAUACAAAAAAAGGUUUUUAA
Rotaria sordida is the source of this 726-nucleotide messenger RNA. The record is from the annotation of a GenBank genome assembly. NCBI's taxonomy places the organism in Eukaryota, Metazoa, Rotifera, Eurotatoria, Philodinida, Philodinidae.